AUGAAAGAAGGUGAUGAAUGGAAAACUGCAUUUAAAACUAAACAUGGUCUUUAUGAAUGGCUUGUCAUGCCAUUUGGUCUCACUAAUGCACCUAGUACAUUCAUGCGCUUAAUGAACCAUAUCCUGAGAAACUUCAUUGGUCAUUUUGUUGUGGUUUACUUUGAUGACAUCUUGAUUUACAGCAAGAACCUUGAAGAGCAUCUAGAUCACCUUGCAUCUGUCCUGUCUGUGCUAAGAAAAGAAAAUUAUGGAGUCAAGGUGGAUGAAGAGAAAGUUGCAGCAAUCAGAGAAUGGCCAAGUCCUAAGACAGUGAGUGAAGUCAGAAGCUUCCAUGGCCUAGCUGGGUUCUAUAGGCGGUUUGUCCGUGAUUUUAGUACCUUGGCCGCACCUUUAACUGAAGUCAUCAAGAAAGAAGUUGGAUUCAAGUGGGAGAAAGCACAGGAGGAUGCUUUCCAGCUCUCAAGGAUCGCUUGA
Microthlaspi erraticum is the source of this 474-nucleotide messenger RNA. Lineage: Eukaryota; Viridiplantae; Streptophyta; Magnoliopsida; Brassicales; Brassicaceae. The record is from the annotation of a GenBank genome assembly.